AGAAGAGUAAAGUUAGUUAGGAAGGUUUUUGAAGGAAAAUUUUUGGAUGAAAAAUGAUGAAAAAAUAGGGGAGUUUAUAUCAGGAGGAGAAACGUCUAUGUCUAAAGUUUUGAGAGAAAAAAGAGUGUGUUUAAAACACAUUAGACUAAGAAAGCAGCGAUAUCGGAGGAACUGAGGGCUUUUAUUGAAAAAAAAACGGAAAAAUUCUAUAAAAAAGAUGGGGCAGAUACAAAGUCGAAAAGAAGAAGAAAAAAUAGAUACAAUAGGAUUUUCAAGUAGGUUUGAUAGUAAAGGAGUAGAAGGAUUAUGUAAAGGAGGCCAAGGGAUUAAUAGAGUUCAAAAGAGUUUAUCUUUAAGGAGUUAUGAAGGAGGAAAGAAGGAUAAGAUGAAAAAUACAGAAGGAAUAGUGGAAGCGGUAGAAAAAACAAUGGAAAAUUUAAAAUUAAAAGAAACAUCAUUAGAUGAACAAAUUUUUGAAAAAGGAUCGGAACAUGAAUUGUCAGAACGUGCAGCAACAAUUGGUGCAUCAGCAACGGAUGCCUUACCAUUUAAAAAUCAUGCGCAUACUAGGGGCUCUAUACCAUUUUCUUUCUUUGAGAAUAUUAAAACAAAGAAGAAUAAUGGUCAAGAUAAGGAAAACCAAGUGAAUCACCAACUUUUAGAAACAUCAAUUACCCAACCAUCAUUAUCUAUUCUUCAGCCAAAAGAUACCAUCCUUAUAAAACGUGAACGAGAUUCUAUUUCGGAUACAAUAACUCCGGUUAAUUCUUUAAAUCUUAAUAUGGAAACAUCAUCUACAUUUAUGUUUUUUCCUUCUUCAUAUUUAUCAUUUAAGAAUCUGGAUGUAGAUGAUAUGAUACAAAGACUAUUGGAUGCAGGAUAUUCUGGGAAAGUUACAAAAGCAAUAUGUCUUAAGAAUGCAGAGGUUUUUGCUAUUUGCCAAGCAGCACGUGAAAUAUUUUUAUCUCAACCUUCUUUAUUAGAACUUACUCCUCCUGUUAAAAUUGUUGGAGAUGUUCAUGGUCAAUAUGCAGAUUUGAUUCGUUUGUUUGAAAUGUCCGGAUUCCCACCAUCUGCAAAUUAUUUAUUUCUUGGAGAUUAUGUAGACCGAGGAAAACAAAGCCUUGAAACAAUCUUAUUAUUAUUAUGUUAUAAAAUUAAAUAUCCAGAUAAUUUUUUUCUUUUAAGAGGAAAUCACGAAUGUGCUAAUGUUACAAGGGUUUAUGGCUUCUAUGAUGAAUGCAAACGAAGAUGUAACAUUAAAAUUUGGAAGACAUUCAUUGACGUCUUCAAUACUUUACCAAUAGCAUCAAUUGUUGCUUCAAAAAUAUUUUGUGUACAUGGAGGAUUAUCUCCCUCACUUUCAUAUAUGGAUGAAAUUCGACAACUUGAGCGGCCUACCGAUGUUCCUGAUUAUGGCUUACUUAAUGAUCUUUUAUGGUCUGAUCCUACAGAAACAACGAGUGGGUGGGAAGAUAAUGAGCGUGGCGUAAGUUAUUGUUUUGGAAAAAACGUUAUUCAGCAAUUUCUUCAAAAACACGAUUUCGAUCUAAUAUGUCGGGCACAUAUGGUUGUAGAAGAUGGAUAUGAGUUUUUUAAUGAGCGUACAUUAGUUACUAUAUUUUCAGCGCCAAAUUAUUGUGGGGAAUUUGAUAAUUUUGGCGCAGUAAUGUCUGUUUCAGAAGAACUUUUAUGUUCAUUCGAAUUGUUAAAACCAUUAGAUUCUCAUCAGUUGAAACGAAAAAUGAAAAAAAGUCGCCGGAAUGGUUCACAUAUUCACUUAUCUCCUCCUGCACAUCAAUACCCUCAGUCGUUUUAAUUCGUGUAUCUCUUUAUUAUACUUACUAUUUUUUAUCGUUCUUUAUUGUAUUCAUGAAAAAUUAAGGUUAGUUUUAAUAGCAUCAAAAGUUACUGUAUACAGUUUUUGCACCUGCUCCUAACUUUUGAAAGGAAUUAUUGAUUUUAUAACAAUUUGGUUUUUAUUAAUUUACACAUGUAUAUACUUUUUACUUGCAUAAC
Messenger RNA from Pneumocystis murina B123, 2019 nucleotides. RefSeq names its product serine/threonine-protein phosphatase PP-Z1. NCBI's taxonomy places the organism in Eukaryota, Fungi, Ascomycota, Pneumocystomycetes, Pneumocystales, Pneumocystaceae. The record is from RefSeq and is a predicted model, not a curated record. The coding region runs from base 218 to 1819 and encodes 533 amino acids. Gene Ontology annotation, molecular function: protein serine/threonine phosphatase activity. The transcript has 4 exons. Gene Ontology annotation, cellular component: cytoplasm; nucleus.